AGGAAGUAUACCAGUAGUGCUCUAUUUAUUUAGAUAUUCAUUAAGCUAGCUCUUUCAAAAUGAAAAUACAAUCAACUACGUAUUUUCGAGUAAUUAAGUACCAAAUCCAUUUCAUCAUAGCACCAAUGUUCCCUGGAAUUGGGGCAGUAGAUUAAUCAACAAUUAAAUGCUCGUUAAUCAUCAAAGAAAAGUUUUUCUGUGAUGUAACUCGUCAACUACGUUUAUGAGUACAAUGUCAGGUGAUAUAACAUGCAUUUAUCCUACUUGUUGCUGAACAGUAAAGGGUAGUUGGCAUGCGCUUGAAAUGAAUAUCGACCAAGUAGACGAUACUAAAGGGGCUGCGUAUGCUCCCUUCAGUAUCAUACCGCAUUUUGUAUGCGAUCUGAAUGGAGACUCAAUUUAUUGUCAAGUUUGGACUGUUUUUAAAAUAUAGUAUCCAUCAUUUUUAGAGUAGAUAACAUCAAGGACAUCAUUGCAAAGUGAAAUAAACAUCUGUAACACAAUUAGUGAUUUUUCAUCAAGUUUUGGAUAAAAGCCGAUGAACACCAUGUCUUUUUUAUUUCAUUCAUCAAAGUUCUUCUUUUUUUUGAUGUUGAUGAUACCAAUACUGCUAAUGACAUCAACCGCAAUCGCUACCGGUCUUAAUCAAGAAUCAACUUCCCUUCGAAAUGCUUUGAAUAUGCUCACCACCAAACAAAGAUCCGCUCUGAUGCAAUUACCUAGCCUACGUAAUUACUAUAACAUGCAUAAACGAACACCUAAUUAUAAUACUGAACAUGAUUUGAAUCAUCAUGAUAAUUUUGAUAUUGCAAUACCAAUUCAUGCAGAAUAUGAUGACUACGAAGAAAAUAUAAAUAACGGUGGAAAAUACUAUAAUGAAAAAUUACCAUAUGCUCCUGAUGAAAUUAAUUUGGAGCACAUCAUCAAUGAUAAUUACAUUAACCUGAAUGAGGAACCAAUCCAGGCUGAUUUUGGUAUUUUAAAUAAAAAGAAAAAAGACGUCAACUGGUCGCAAUACUUUGGUAUUGACAAGAGAAAGAAAAAGACUGAGUUCUAUGGAAAGCCUGAUACUCAAAAUGAAGAUGAUGAUUGGUUUAUCAAGCAUUAUUAUGAAACCCUGGUGCAAAAUCUGCAGAAGAAAAAUCGUGAAAUGAACAUGUCAGUUCGAAAUUUACAAAAUAAAAAUAAAGAGAAAGAAAUGAAACGUACCAAUAAUAUGAGUGAGAUGCACUAUGAACCAUCAGUACAAUAUCGUGAGAAUUUCAAGAAUCUCUUAAUAGAUGAUCAGCAGUUUCUGAAGAAUGCUGGAUUAGAGAAUAUUGAGAGCGAGGAAGAGCUGCAAAAAAUAAAGGAUAUUAUAUUGAAUGGAAUUGCUGCGUCUUAUUCUUUACAAAAAAUGCAAGAAGCAUUUAAAGAGCUUAAAAAUGAUAUUAGAAUCCAAAAAUUACCGUCCUCUAUGGCAAUAUCAACGAAAGAGCGAUAAAUUGCAUGCAUAUCAUUAACCCAUAUAUGCCUGAAUAAUUUAUUAUAACGAUUUUUGUGAAUUUAUGUCAACGAGAAUUAAAUUAUGGGGGUGAAGCAAGUAAAAAAUCUAUAUUUAAGAAAUAUUUUAUUGUAAAAUGAAUGUUCAAAUGGGAUAUUAAAGAAUAUAUUGGAUUAUUUAAGAAUCUUAAUUACAUUUAAAUAAUUUAUGAGAUAAAUUAAGUGAAAAAGUAUUCAAUAAAUAAAAAAGUAGAAACUGUAAAAAUAUUAAUAUAUUCUUACAAGACUUAUAAUUUUAAUAAUAAGAUUUGAAAUGCAUAGAUGGGUUACAAAUUGACGCUUU
Molecule: messenger RNA, 1825 nt
Organism: Chelonus insularis
Lineage: Eukaryota; Metazoa; Arthropoda; Insecta; Hymenoptera; Braconidae
Exons: 3
Coding region: 539-1483 (314 amino acids)
Source: RefSeq, a predicted model, not a curated record